CUUUUGGCAUUGGUAGCAUGAUUUAUUCUGGCUUGGAAUUCGGGCAAUAUUUCGAGCUGAAUCCAGACACUAAGUGCCACAAUGUGCUGUUGGCAUUGACACCAGCGACGCGAAUGGCUUUCAUUUUCAUACAAAUGUAUUUUAUAUUCCUGAAUAAUGAGCAAAUCAAGGUAUAUCGCUACAAGAUAAUCGCACGCUUCGGUCUCAUGCAUAUGAUUGGCACCAAUUUGGCCGUCUGGCUGAACGUGCUCAUACAGGAGACGAAACAUGAAAUUCUUACUUUCUACAAUCCCGAAAAUCGCACUCUACGCAUCUCACAUCGCAUUCCGGGUCAUUCGCGGGGACAUGCCGUCUCACCGACGGUCAUCGCAUCCGAUCCGACGGCACACUUACGCUUACCGCGGGGCCUCAAAGGACCCUACCAAAUAUUCGAGUGUCGCCGAACCAAUAUAAUUGGCACACUCGUACAGGACGCGUCACCGUUCCUUUUCCCCUGCACCAUAGAAUAUUCACUCAUUUGUGCCGCCAUUUUGUAUGUGAUGUGGCGCAGCAUUUCGCGUCCGCAAACACCAGCGCCACAGCGUCCGGACACCAUCAGUUCGCCGAUGAAGCGCUCUCCCCAUCACUAUUCGGUGGAUUGUGCGCGUGCCCACAAGGGUCUCUUCGUUGGCAUACUCAUACUCGUGCUGACCAUCAUUUCGCUCAUUCUCUUCUUCGUGUUGAUCUCGCGACCGGAUUUUGUCGCCCUGGCCGUCACCGAAGUGACCAUCUGUGAACUGCUCAUCUACGGCACGGCUACAAUAGCAACACUCAUUGGCAUGAUACAAAUACGACAUUU
Rhagoletis pomonella (apple maggot) is the source of this 838-nucleotide messenger RNA. RefSeq names its product proton channel OtopLc-like. The record is from RefSeq and is a predicted model, not a curated record. NCBI's taxonomy places the organism in Eukaryota, Metazoa, Arthropoda, Insecta, Diptera, Tephritidae. Gene Ontology annotation, molecular function: proton channel activity. Gene Ontology annotation, cellular component: membrane. Gene Ontology annotation, biological process: proton transmembrane transport.